GUCGCAACAAGCAGAUAUACAGAUCGAGAUCGCACUAACCGCUUCGGGAAAUGGACUCGGUUCGUUUUUGAUUUUCUGGCCGCGGGGAAAUCCGUCGUUUUUCACGUUGCGACACUCCACCUGCGUCGAGUUCAACCCCUUCACCCUUCCCUUGUUAUACCUCUUUCCCCUCCUAAUCCAAUUCUCGAUUCCAUUUUUCACCAUGGCCGCAGCCGUUGCAAACCCCCGCAAAUGCAUCGGGGUGGAUUGCGAGAAGGACGCCGGAACUCUGCAGUGUCCGACGUGCCUGAAGAUGGGCACAGAUAGCUUCUUCUGCUCGCAGGAUUGUUUCAAGCGGAGCUGGGGCGAACACAAGGCCAUUCACAAGACGAAGACCACGGGGCAGUACAACCCCUAUCCGUCCUUCCAGUACACCGGCUCGUUGAGACCAGUCUAUCCGCUGUCCCCCUACAGAAGCGUGCCGAAAUCCAUCCCCCACCCCGAUUACCACAAGGAUGGCUUCCCUCGAUCGGAGCAAAAAGUCCUCGGCCGACACAACGUCACUAUCUUGAACAAGCAGGAACAGGAAGGUAUGAGGAAGGUUUGCCGCCUCGCUCGUGAGGUGUUGGACAUUGCCGCGCGGGAAUUGAAGCCUGGUGUCACCACCGACUACAUCGACGAGGUGGUUCACAAGGCUUGUGUGGAGCGCAACUCUUACCCGUCGCCUCUGAACUACAUGAACUUCCCCAAGUCGGUAUGCACGUCGAUUAACGAGACCAUUUGCCAUGGUAUUCCCGACCAGCGACCACUCGAAGACGGUGAUAUUAUCAACAUCGACGUUACUCUGUACCAUGAAGGCUUCCACGGUGAUAUCAACGAAACUUACUACGUCGGCGAUAAGGCCAGGGCGAACCCAGAUGCCGUCCGGGUCGUGGAAACGUCGCGAGAGUGUUUGGACAAGGCAAUUGCGCUGGUGAAGCCCGGCAUGUUGUUCAGAGAACCUGGUAAUGUGAUUGAAGGCCACGCCAAGAGCCGUAACUGCAGCACCGUCAAGAGCUAUUGCGGCCAUGGUAUCAACCAGCUGUUCCACUGCGCACCCAACGUGCCCCACUAUGCGAAGAACAAGGCCGUAGGAGCCGCAAAGCCCGGAAUGUGCUUUACAAUCGAGCCCAUGAUCAACACUGGUACUCACCGUGAUCGCACAUGGCCCGAUGACUGGACCAGCACCACAGCGGACGGAGGCCUGUCUGCCCAGUUCGAGCACACCAUGCUUGUCACCGAGGAUGGGGUUGAAGUUCUGACUGCCCGUCUACCUGACUCGCCGGGUGGUCCUAUUCCUAUGCCCACUUCUGCAUGAGAAAAAAAGUUGAGGAUUUUAGAAAUUUGUUCGGGGGCAUAUUGCAUAUUAGAAUAAGAGAAAAGCAUUUACGACCAAUUCACGUCAUGUUGAGCAUUGCUGCAAUCACGUUUCCUCCAGCCUUUUUUUGUAGAGUUGAGCGAGUUUUUCGGCCCAGGUUUGAUGCUAAUGUUGAUGGUAGACGCAGGAAGGGUGCGACUAGAUGACGAC
Aspergillus wentii DTO 134E9 is the source of this 1546-nucleotide messenger RNA. Its product is annotated as methionine aminopeptidase MAP1. Gene Ontology annotation, molecular function: metalloaminopeptidase activity. The coding region runs from base 203 to 1336 and encodes 377 amino acids. Gene Ontology annotation, biological process: proteolysis. The record is from RefSeq and is a predicted model, not a curated record. Lineage: Eukaryota; Fungi; Ascomycota; Eurotiomycetes; Eurotiales; Aspergillaceae. The transcript has 4 exons.